UCCACCGAAGCCACUCGAUUCCGCCGCCGCGGAGAAGCUUAUACUCACAUUAAUGGAGAAAACACCACAAAGAAGAGUCUCUGUUUCAGAGAAAGAGCUUAUUAAAGCAAUCAGAGAUAAACCAUCAGUGAGACUUAACCACGCUGCGACGGAGCUUGACCGGAGACCUAACUACUUCAAUUCAAGCUCCGGCGAGUCAAUAGCUUCUUCAAGUUGUACACUACAGUUAACAACUAAACCUAGUUGCUUCUCUUCACCUUCAUCUGGAGAAAUCGAAUCUUUAGAACCAAACCUAACUCCAGAAGAAGAAGCUUUACUAACAAAGCUUAAGAGUAAUCGAGUCUCAGAGAUUGAAGAAGCUUUGAUUUCGAUUCGACGCGUUACAAGAAUCGACGAAGGUUCAAGAAUCAUUUUAUGUACAACGAGACUAAUCUCUGCACUUAAGUCACUGAUUGUUUCGAGAUACGCGACGGUUCAGGUCAAUGUCACGGCGGUUCUUGUCAACUUGUCUUUGGAAAAAUCUAAUAAAGUUAAGAUCGUACGGUCAGGAAUCGUUCCACCGUUGAUCGACGUUUUGAAAUGCGGUUCCGUUGAAGCUCAGGAACAUUCCGCCGGAGUUAUCUUCAGUUUAGCUCUUGAAGAUGAGAACAAGACGGCAAUUGGUGUUCUCAGAGGUUUAGAGCCGUUGCUUCAUUUGAUCCGAGUUGGUACUGAGUUGACUCGGCAUGACUCAGCUUUAGCUUUGUAUCACCUUUCUCUUGUACAGAGUAAUAGAGGGAAGCUUGUGAAGCUCGGAGCUGUUCAGAUGCUUUUGGGGGCAAAAAGGUUGGGGGGAAAAGCUGAGAAUGCAACUAGUUUAUGGCUAUAAAAUCAGUCAACCCAAGAAUAUAUGAUUAUUAGAUUU
This is a messenger RNA of Arabidopsis arenosa, 904 nucleotides long. The record is from the annotation of a GenBank genome assembly. NCBI's taxonomy places the organism in Eukaryota, Viridiplantae, Streptophyta, Magnoliopsida, Brassicales, Brassicaceae.